UCAACAUGGAGCCAUGUUGGUGAUGUUGUUCUGUGAUAGUACAAUUUAUUUUUGUCUACUGGGCAUGAUCUGCACAUGAUAUGCGGCUACUGAUGUUACAAAUCAUUGACGAUAUUGAAACGCGUGCAACCUCACAGCGAUGAAUUGGUUAUCAUCAGCUAGCUCCUAUACAAACCUGGCUCUUAAGUCGGCUCUGACUCAAGCUCAGAAAAAAAUCGACAAAGUUCUAGAUAUUGAUGCCAGUGAUACGUCGACCACAGAGAAAGGUUCUGUAACUACUGCAAGGACAUCAGCGGAAUGUGACUCGCCCAUUACAUCUGAUAUUAAAACAACUGUAGGAGAUACCAGUGAUACUUUUUUCAGUGACUUUCUAGGUGACACUGCUCACUCUCAAAAACCUAAACUUGCAGAGGCAUCUCCUUGCAAAACUGUGCAUAAGAAACCUAACCCAGAGGAUGAUGUUACUGCUAUUCUAGAGUGCCCUGAACCACAACUUGAUGCUCCCUCUAUAGGCAGCCAACCACGUGCACAAAUAAAACAAGGAUUGCAAACAUCGAAGCCUGCUGACAAAGUCGUCGAACCGAUUGCUGAAUUACAUGUGCGUGGGCUGUCCCCAAACACAGCUCAUUCCAGUGACCUUAGUGCCACAGAACUUGAAGAUGCACACAUGCAAAGUAUUGCUGUGAGCCAGAAGAUUGUUGAGCAGCUCUUGCCUCCUGUGCCGUCAUUAGACAAAGAAACUGCAGGUUCAACCUGUACUAUAUCUGAAUCUGUGGGGUCAAAUACACUUACAUAUGGGGAACCACAGAAAAGAAAUGCUUGCGAUAGUUAUCUAGAAGAGGGAGUCUUUGCUUCUAAAUCUUCAGGAGAUGUUUUACAUGUAGGUGGUGCCGACCAUCGUACGGUUGAUGGAGUUUAUCAAUCUGAUGAAAGUGGUACAGUUGGCAGUGGGCAACAGAUUAUACAGAGUUACAGUGCUACAGCUUCUACAGAGCGUAUAGCUGAUGAUAGUGUUGCGGAAACCGCAGACGAAAAACCAUGUAAUGAAAUUAAGAUGGACAAUGACAGGUUGGAUGAGGUGUCACUAGUUGCUAUAGAAACAGAAGGUGGAAAUCUAACACUGCAGGAGAGCAUGACAUGGAGUAAAAUGGUAUCUGCAGAUAGCAUAAGCAACAGUAUGGUUGCCAGUGGAAGUGCUCAAGACACCAAUGUUUUGGUAGGAAAUGACAUUGCCAUACUAGGACAAGGUAAUCGUGGCAAUAUAAGGCACUGGGGUGGAAUUGAGAAAUCAACCACUAUGGAGAAAGGCUAUGCGAGUCAUACGGUAACAACAUGUACACCAGAGAUGGAUUUAACUUCAGAAGUGGUGUUAACGACGACUACUCUAGGACAGGAUGUGACAGGCGAGGCAGUGCAAACAGAGGCAGAGGCUCCAUGUGCUCAUCAGGUGCAAGGUGAGGGAGAUCUGCCUGAGGAUUCCCAAUCGUGCAUGACUGACCCUCUCGCAUCUGUUGACGUUGAGACAAGCGUAAGCAGCCAAGAUACUGUUGUAGAUAAAAGUGAAAUCUCUCCGCACGGAUUGCAGUCAUCUUCCACAAAUAGCACAACUCUCUUGUGUGACCAUCAGACGGGGCCAACUGCGCUGAAAGCUACACAUACUUUGCCUACUAGCAAAGUGCUGCCUCCCGAAAUACCCAAUGUCUUUGACGAUGAUGGACAGCCUGUAGUGCACGUGGUCACAUCUGCACCAGGAAUCACACAGGUGCCCUCGUCUUUUGUAAAAAUAGGUAAUUCUAUAGAAGUCAGUGGUGCUGAAGAAGAAUUCUCCACUCAGUCUGAGGAUGCAACAGACACAAGUACCGAUACGGUAGUGACUGACAAUCAAGAGUCAGUAGGUGCCCAUCUGGGGCAGGAGGCGGAUAAAAAUUCUAUGGAGAAAGGCAUAAUAAGCACAGGCACAAAGCAAGCAACCCUGGCCACAGCUGAGGAGCUAGACAAAGUAACAAGUGUUGUAGGGCAAGACGUAGUGACUGCAGUCACGUGCGAAGAUGUAGUGACUACCACGUUAGGGCAUAAGAAAGCCAGCACAAACCUAGAGAAGGAAUUGGUUACCACCACCAUGGUACAUGAUGUAGUUACCGAUACACUAGGAGAACUAGGAGAGUUGGUCAUCACCAAUAGCCCAGGUCAAGAGAUUGUAACUUCUAGCUUAGAGCAGGUGGAAGAAGGUCAGAUGUCCGACAACAGUUUCACAGAUGCAGGGGCAGUUGAUCUUCUAAAUGAAAAGUAUGAUGACACACAAAUCGCAACGAACCCUGUUAGAAGAAUGCCAGGCGAUGCACUAGAAACCCAACAAGAUUCCACCAAAGAAACGAUCACUGAUGUAGACGCCACGUCUAGUAAGUCGGAGAGUGGACUAGAAGGGUCACCAUGGACAGAUUCUGCAGCAGAGGGAGGUAAGGAGCUGUCACAGAAUCAGGACAGUGACAGCAUUUUAUCACUGACCGCAUCCAGCACAGCUAGCUCGUUUGUGAAGUGCAUGAUCGAGGAGGCAAUGGUGGACAAUACUGAAGGAGAGCACAGUGCACAUUCCCCUACCUCAUCUGACCGGUCAGACCAUAUCAACAGCGGCCACACAUCUAGCGAUGACAUUGGCACAACGACUUCCUCCGACAUUGAGGUCAUAUCUGCAUUCUCUGACAAUGGCCAACACAGAUAUGAGAUAUCGCCAAUGAAGCAAUAUCUGUCGAAAUUGUCAAGACUGGAUCUGGAACAGUAUCAGAAGCAUGUUGACAGUGACGGGUCUCAACACUCCGCCGUCUUGGACCAGAGGCAGAUUCGACGUAUGGGUCACCAGGUUGGUCCAGCUAUUGCUAGUAUUGCUGGCGACCCAGAGCAGGUAGAAAGAUUACUGAAGAAAUUGGCAGAGUCUAUGGAAGUCCUCCAAGCUAGAGAAGCCCAGCUACUCCAGUACAGCAAGGAAAACGUGGCAGUUCGAGAAACAAACAACAUCCUCCGAAACCAGAUCGCACAACAGGAGCAAGAAUAUGCAGCAGAGAACACUGACCUAAAUACAUUGACUGUAGAAUUUACUGCCAGGAUCUCUGAAGCAGAGAAAAGACUAAAGACUGUAACCAGGGAGCGGGAUGCCUUGAAGAGACAGCUUAGGGUAGCUCAGGAAGAAGUAUCUUCUCGUAUGAACAUGGCAGAGACCACACAACUACUGAAGGAAAAGGAAGAACAGAUUCUUGGUCUCAUGGAAGAGGGUAAGAAGCUAUCAAAGCAGCAACUACAGCAGUCGAACAUUAUCAAACGGCUGAGAGUCAAAGAAAAGGAGAAUGAAGCCAUCAUUACAAAACAACGCGAGAAGCUUGAGGAGCAGACGGAGGAAGUCGAAAGACUACAUCGGGUAUUAGAGGCACGUGAAGCCAUGGAGAAGAAUCACCUGGAAGCCAUCAAGCAGCUGGAUGCUACUCUCCAGAAGAAGGAGAAGGAGCUACAAAGAAUUUGCGGUGACCUUGAAGGAGCACAGGAGAAAAUGGGUGGCAUGCAGGCUGCUCUUGACAAUUCCUACAGGGAGCUUGCAGAAGCGCAUAAAGCGAGAGCCUCGGUGGACAGCCAGAGUCAGGAGGCAGUGCUCAGUGCAGAGAUGGUGUUGAGGGAUGAGAUGAAGGUGGCGCUACAGCAAGCUCAUCAGCAAUCACGCGAUGAGCAGGAGGCACUUGUUAUCAACAUAGAGGAUCUACACAAUAACUUAUCGAGGGCAGAGAAACAGCAGGCACGCAAGGAGGAUCAGUUGCGCCUCGAAGUUUGUGAUCUGCAGAAGAGGCUGCAGGAAUCAGAAGCCAGAAGCCAGGAACUCACACACAACAUCUCUCUUGCGACCCGGCCUCUGUUGAGACAGAUUGAGAAUGUGCAGUCACAAUUUGCUCAGCAGUCUAGUUCCUGGGAGAAGGUUGAGAGAGGCCUGAUGGAUCGACUCGCCGAUUCACAGAGCCAGGUGGCAGGACUGCGCGAAAAGGACCAGGUGUUAACGGAACGUGUGAUGGAGCUUCAGAGUAGGGCAAUGUCACUAGACUCACAGCUGUCUGUGCUGAGGCAGGACAAAUCUCGUCUGACAGCUGACCUGGAGGCUGGGAAGCAACGCUUGAUCAUGCUUGAGGAAGCCAGAGUCACGGAGGUGUCAGAGUACAAGUUGCUGCACACGCAGCUUGAGGACAAGCUCACCGAGGAAAAGAAGGCUAAUCUUCUGCUAGAGAGUCGAUUAGAGAUGGUAGCCAUGAAGCUGGAAGCAGAGAAGAAGAAGGUGGCUUUGGCCCAUGAAGCACUGAAGGAGAAGGAAAAGGCUAAAUACAACAGCAGUAAUGAGGUGCACGCAGUGAGGUCCUCGCCACCGCCACCACCAUCACCUACAGGCAGCAGUAGAAGUACCGCUGACAGCAUAGAUAGGUUAUCCGUCUCCGUGUCACAGGAUUAUGUGCAGCAGUCGUGGUUUGGGGCAUCCACAUCGGAGAGCAUUCAUGGUAGCAUUCAAGAGGGGAUGAGGGCUGGUAGUACAUCAGCCAUGAUGGAGCAUUUAGAGUCGCAGCUAAAGCAGCGAGACGGCGAGCUGGCGCAGCUGCAGUCGGAGGUAAGAAAUUUGGAGCGAACAAGAGAGAGUCUUGCCAAGGAGCUCGUCAAUCUAACAUCAAAGAAUAAUGAAAUGGAGGAAGAACUGAAGGAAUUGCCGAUCCUUAGAGCAAAAGUGCAGGCGCUUGACACCCGUUAUAAUGCUGCUCUCACCAUGUACGGUGAGAAGGAGGAGGAAGUAGAAGAGUUGAGACUUGACCUGCAGGAUGUGAAGGAGAUGUAUCGAGCCCAGAUCGAUGAGCUACUUCUCUUGGGGAAGAGGUGACAUCGGACGACACAUGGAGACAUAACCUAUUCCUCACCUACAUAAUAUAAUGCACGUGAUACACACAGCCUCGCAGUGCAAUUACUUGUAAUGCAAUUGCAAGUUGUGGGCACAUAUUAUUCUAAUGGGUGACAAGUAUGAGUCAGUGUUGUUCAGCUCCCCGCAUAUCUAUAUAUAUAUAUAUAUAAUUCAUUGUCAUGCUAUUGACUUGCUCAAAAAUGUGCAGUCACUAAUUUGGUUGGUAGCAUUCUGUUUUAGCAGAUGCAGUUUCCUGUAUCACCGGUGGUCACUCGUUUUCACACGUUGUCAUGGCGACACGGACAGGCUGGCUGUUUCAAUCGCAGACACAUGGUGACCAUUUAAGAUACUGUCUGUAAUCACUAUCACGAAAUUUGCAUGCAAUUGUAUUUUCCUCUUGACUAUUAAUUGCAA
Priapulus caudatus is the source of this 5326-nucleotide messenger RNA. Its product is annotated as TATA element modulatory factor-like. NCBI's taxonomy places the organism in Eukaryota, Metazoa, Priapulida, Priapulimorpha, Priapulimorphida, Priapulidae. Bases 140 to 4894 code for a protein of 1584 amino acids. The record is from RefSeq and is a predicted model, not a curated record. Gene Ontology annotation, cellular component: endoplasmic reticulum; Golgi apparatus. The transcript is spliced from 20 exons.